AUCUGCCUGGUGUUCAUGAUCGGAGAAGUCCUUGAGAUCCUCGGAGCCCUGUUGUCUGUGCUGUCCAUCUGGGUGGUGACUGGGGUGCUGGUGUACCUGGCUGUGCAGCGGUUGGUCUCCGGGGACUAUGAGAUCGAAGGGGGCACCAUGCUAAUCACGGCAGGCUGUGCUGUUGCUGUGAACAUCAUAAUGGGGUUGACCCUUCAUCAGUCUGGACAUGGGCACAGCCAUGACAUCGAAGAACAGGAUAACCCCAGUGUCCGAGCUGCAUUCAUCCACGUGGUUGGGGACUUGCUGCAGAGUGUGGGCAUCCUGGUGGCAGCUUAUAUUUUAUACUUCAAGCCAGAGUAUAAGUAUGUGGACCCCAUCUGCACCUUCCUCUUCUCCAUCUUGGUCUUGGGGACAACUUUAACUAUCCUGAGAGAUGUGAUCCUCGUGCUCAUGGAAGGGACCCCCAAGGGCGUGGACUUCACAGCUGUGAAAGAUCUGCUGCUGUCUGUGGAUGGAGUGGAAGCCUUGCAUAGCCUGCAUAUCUGGGCACUGACAGUGGCCCAGCCAGUACUGUCUGUCCACAUAGCCAUUGCUCAGAACGCAGAUGCCCAAGCUGUUCUGAAGUUGGCCAGUAGCCGCCUCCAGGGGAAGUUCCAUUUCCACACCAUGACCAUCCAGAUCGAAAGCUACUCUGAAGACAUGAAGGACUGCCAGGCCUGCCAAGGCCCCUCGGACUGA
Molecule: messenger RNA, 729 nt
Organism: Nannospalax galili (Upper Galilee mountains blind mole rat)
Lineage: Eukaryota; Metazoa; Chordata; Mammalia; Rodentia; Spalacidae
Gene: Slc30a2
Product: solute carrier family 30 member 2
Exons: 6
Coding region: 16-729 (237 amino acids)
Biological process (GO): response to zinc ion; zinc ion transmembrane transport
Cellular component (GO): plasma membrane
Molecular function (GO): zinc ion transmembrane transporter activity
Source: RefSeq, a predicted model, not a curated record